Messenger RNA from Gossypium arboreum, 684 nucleotides. RefSeq names its product auxin-responsive protein SAUR21-like. The record is from RefSeq and is a predicted model, not a curated record. The coding region runs from base 113 to 430 and encodes 105 amino acids. The transcript has a single exon. Gene Ontology annotation, biological process: response to auxin. NCBI's taxonomy places the organism in Eukaryota, Viridiplantae, Streptophyta, Magnoliopsida, Malvales, Malvaceae.
UAUAUACACACCCAAAGACCAAGACCAAAAAGGUAAAAAACCUUCCUUACUAUUGAAAGAACGAUUUUUGUUUACAAUACUCUCAAAAAUUCCUUAUCAGUUGAUCAAAUAGAUGGGAAUUCGGUUGCCUGAGAUGAUGCCUCAUGCAAAGCAAACUAUACGAAGUUGGUCGCGUUCUAAGCACCAAUGCUCUUACCAAAGACCGAGUGCAGUAAACGUCCAGAAAGGCCAUUUUGCAGUUUAUGUGGGAAAUGAAGAGAAGAACAAGAGAUUCGUGGUCCCAAUAUCAUACUUGAACCACCCUUUGUUGCAGGCCUUGUUGAACCAGGCUGAACAAGAGUUUGGAUUUGAUCAUCCAUUGGGUGGUCUCAUGGUUCCUUGUGCUGAAGAUGAAUUCAUCAACCUCACGUCUCGUAUAAGCCAUGCCUGAUUCAAUGCAACCUACCUGGGGUCUUGCACUGUAAGCGUAUAGUACUGAGAUUUGUAAAUGAUUUUGAAGGGUCCAAAUUUUGUUACCUGUUUGGAUUCCCUUUGAAACAGCGAUUCUUAGUGUUCCAUCUUCAAAUGGUAGCUUCUUUUGUAUUGACAAACUAGUGUAAAUCAUGAAACCAUCAAGUUUUUACAGUGUUUAUUCUUAUGGGAUUAUUAUAACAAGGAGAAUGAUAGUUUGGCUUUGAAUUGAAA